GAGGCUCUCUCUCUCUCUCUCUCUCUCUCUCUCUCUCUCUCUCUCUCUCCCCUACACAAUUCAAGCUCUGCGCGCUCUCUCUCUCUCCGCGCGACCAUGCUUUCAGGGGACAUUCCACCGAACCAAACCAUAUACAUUAAGAACCUCAAUGAGAAAAUCAAAAAAGAAGAAUUGAAGAGGUCCCUCUAUUGCUUAUUCUCUCAAUAUGGAAGGAUUUUGGAUGUUGUUGCCUUGAAGACACCCAGGCUUCGGGGGCAAGCAUGGGUUGCAUUUCUAGAAGUGGCUUCUGCUAGUAAUGCUGUGCGGCAGAUGCAAAACUUUCCGUUUUAUGAUAAACCCAUGCGGAUUCAAUAUGCCAAAACAAAGUCAGAUUGCAUUGCUGAAGCAGAAGGAACCUUAGCUCCAAAAGAAAAGAAAAGGAAGCAGGAAGACAAAGCUGAAAGAAAGCGGCGAGGUGAUGAAGGGCAACAACCUGCUACUGAAACUGGUGCAGCUGCUGAAAAUGGAGGCAGAACGGCCCCAUCCCGCCAUGGUAACUCAAAUGCACAGGAAGCAGCAGCUCCGAACAAUAUUCUGUUCAUUGAGAAUUUGCCCCACGAAACCACUAGCGAUAUGCUCGAACUGCUCUUCAAACAGUUUGCAGGGUUUAGGGAAGUCAGGAUGAUUGAUGCAAAGCCAGGCAUCGCCUUUGUAGAGUAUGAAGAUGACAUUCAGUCAUCGAUCGCCAUGCAGGCCCUUCAAGGCUUCAAAGUCACCCCUCAAAACGCCGUUGCCAUCACUUUUGCCAAGAAGUAACCGAAAAUUACAGUUCCUAUUCUCUGUAGUCGAGUGUUGUUUCGUUGCGGAUAUGUAAUAGUUGAACAGUUGUUAAUCUUACUGUGCUCAUGCUGAUCCUCAAGAAACUAAAUGCAGAAGCAAUUUAUCAUAUGUUUGGAUUCAUAUGUAAUCGGAGUAUUGAACCUAAAUACAUGAGAACUGGGUUUUGUUGAUA
Molecule: messenger RNA, 991 nt
Organism: Pyrus x bretschneideri (Chinese white pear)
Lineage: Eukaryota; Viridiplantae; Streptophyta; Magnoliopsida; Rosales; Rosaceae
Product: U2 small nuclear ribonucleoprotein B''
Exons: 5
Coding region: 97-795 (232 amino acids)
Biological process (GO): mRNA splicing, via spliceosome
Cellular component (GO): U2 snRNP
Molecular function (GO): RNA binding
Source: RefSeq, a predicted model, not a curated record